GUUGCUUUCCUCCCUACCUACUGCACUACGGACAGAUCCAGAGCGGAGAAGGGCAGCACAGCAGACCUCCUAAAGAGGACAGAGAAGCGAAGUUCCCAAUUGCCCAGAGAGCCGCCGGCGCCCACCCUGCAGUGGCGAACCUCACGAGAGAGAGAGACACAGAGAGAGAGAGAGUUGGAUUGGAUCUUGAGGAAUCGUGGGCCUCCCGAGAUGGUGACGAAAACAGAGGAGGCGCAGCUGAGCAGGCUCGAGAGCCAGGUCGAUAAUGGCGGAGGCGGGGCCUGGGAUUUCCUCUGCCUCGUCAGGAAGCUCAAGGUCCGCCGCUCCGACAAGGUCUUGAAGCACGGCCUCUCCCUCCUCAAAGACCCCAGGAAGCGAUCGGCCCUCGGUCCUGACGAGUGGACUCUGUAUGAGCAGGUAGCAAUUGCAGCAAUUGACUGUCAUUCCCUUGAAGUUGCAAAGGACUGCAUAAAGGCGUUACAGAAGAGGUUUCCUGAAAGCAAAAGAGUUGGGAGACUGGAGGGCAUGUUGCUUGAAGCAAAGGGAUCGUGGUCUGAGGCUGAGAAGGCUUACUCAAGUUUGCUGGAGGAGAAUCCUUUUGAUCAAGUGGUGCACAAGCGGAAGAUCGCAAUGGCAAAGGCCCAAGGCAACAUUACUGUUGCCAUUGAAUUGCUCAAUAAAUAUCUUGAGACAUUUAUGGCAGAUCAUGAUGCUUGGAGAGAACUUGCUGAGAUAUAUGUCUCCUUGCAAAUGUACAAGCAAGCAGCAUUCUGUUAUGAGGAGCUAAUAUUAUCUCAGCCCACGAACCCUUUGUAUCACCUCACUUAUGCUGACGUGCUUUACACAAUUGGUGGGCAAGAAAACCUUCAGACGGCAAAGAAAUACUAUGCAUCCACUAUACAGUUGACUGGAGGGAAGAACCGGAGAGCACUUUUUGGUGUUUGCUUGUGCACCUCUGCGAUUUCUCAGCUCUCGAAAGGACGUAACAAGGAGGAUAAUGGGACCGAGUUGCAGUCUCUUGCGGCAACAGCAUUGGAGAAAGACUACAAGCAGAGAGCUCCUGAUAAGCUUCAGCUUCUGACUUCUGCAUUAAAGAGCCUGCGAGUAUCUUCUUAGUUACAUUUGUGACGGCCUCUGAAGGUUAAUUUGCCUGGAUCCAGAGAUUUCGGCUUCGACUUCCUGAUCAGUUGUUUACACCAAUCUGAAAAUGCCUCGGGAUUUAAAUUAUUUCAGCGCUUACCUGAUAAAUGAGAAUUUAUUAUUACAUAAGGGAAUGGGAGUAUACGAUGUAUUCUUUGAGGAAAUGUAUGGAUUUUAAGAUUGCCGUAAUUAAGUAUUAAUUAUGGCUCGUUUAGUAUGUUGGAAUAGCAGGAUUUACGACACUUAUUUGAUAUUAUCUUCCUCAGAA
This is a messenger RNA of Punica granatum (pomegranate), 1408 nucleotides long. The record is from RefSeq and is a predicted model, not a curated record. NCBI's taxonomy places the organism in Eukaryota, Viridiplantae, Streptophyta, Magnoliopsida, Myrtales, Lythraceae.